AAAAUAUUUAUUUGGUGCAAAUAUGAAAUAUGGCUUCUAAAUAUAAAGAAGGCGAUGGUUUAGAACAGCUGCAAUAUUCAGAUCAAAUUACUUCUACUGGAACUUCAUAUGGCGACAUAAGAUUUCGAAAGUCAAGAAUUGACUAUAAAGACCCUGAUCCGAUAUAUGAUUUAAGAGGAUACGAAUAUAAGAACAGAAAAUCCUCUCGGUCACUCUUUAGAGUAAACAGGGGGGAUUUACUGAAUCUUAUUAUACUUAUAUUAGUAGCAUUUAUAGUGAGAUUAUAUCGGUUAGAUCAACCUACUUCAGUAGUAUUCGACGAAGUACAUUUUGGUGGUUUUGCAACAAAAUAUAUGAGAGGAAGGUUUUUUAUGGAUGUGCAUCCACCAUUAGCAAAAUUACUGAUUACACUUGCUGGUGUAUUAGGCGGGUUUGAUGGGAGGUUUGAUUUUAAAGAAAUUGGCAAGGAUUAUUUGGAACCUAAAGUGCCUUAUGUAGCAAUGCGUUUAUUACCCGCUAUGUUGGGAAUCUUCUUAAUACCAAUUUCUUAUUUAACUAUAAGAUUAUCAGGGUUCAGCAGUGCUGCGUCGUUUUUAGUAGCUGCUUUAAUUAUAUUUGAGAAUGGGUUGGUAACACAAAGUAGGUUUAUUUUACUGGAUGCACCUCUUAUUGCUUUCACUGGUUUUACAGUGUUAAUGUGGGUAAAAUUUCAUAAUGAGCAAACAAGACCUUUUAAAUUUUGGUGGUGGGUUUGGUUGGCAAUGACUGGAGUUGGACUUGGGCUUACAGUGAGUUGUAAGUGGGUCGGACUUUUUACAAUUGCUCAUAUUGGAUUAUCAACGAUAAAGGGAUUAUGGGAAUUACUCGGUGAUUUAAGAAUAACUCCGAUUCAAUGGAUGAGACAUUUUUUUGCUCGAGCAUUAUGCUUAAUUGUGAUUCCAAUAUCAUUAUAUUGUUUCUUUUUUGUUAUCCAUUUUGCGAUAUUGCAAAAUGGUGGUGAUGGAGACGGAUUCAUGAGUUCUGAAUUUCAACAUACUUUAAGAGGACAUGGUAUGAAUGAUAUGCCAAUAGACGUUGCAUUUAAUUCGCAAAUAACAUUAAGACAUGUUAAUACGCAGGGAGGAUAUUUACAUUCUCAUAAACACAAUUAUCCUGGAGGAAGCACACAACAACAAAUUACCUUAUAUCCGCAUAAAGACCAUAAUAAUUUGUGGAUUUUACAAAAUGAAACCAAUCUCGCGGUAAAUGAAACUAAACCUAUUUGGGUUUAUGAUGGCGACGUAAUUCGACUGGAACAUAAUUCGACUCACAGGAGGUUACAUAGUCAUGAUGUCAGACCUCCAGUUACUGACGCAGAUUUUCAGAAUGAAGUUAGUGCUUAUGGUUAUGAAGGAUUUGAAGGGGAUGCGAAUGAUUUUUGGCGUGUAAUAAUUGUGGAUCAUGAUAAAUCAGAUCCGGAAUCUAAAUUGCGUCUUCGUACACUCCAUACAAAAUUCCGUCUUCAGCAUGUUAUUACAGGUUGUUUUUUAUUUUCCCAUUCUGUGAAAUUACCUGAUUGGGGUUUCGAUCAACAAGAGGUUACAUGUGCGAAGGGUGGAAGUUUAUCGAAUUCAAUUUGGUAUAUUGAAACAAAUUUUCAUUCAAAUAUUCCUGAAGAUGCUGAGAAAGUGAAUUAUAAGAAGCCAGGAUUCUUUGGAAAAUUAUUUGAACUUAAUAAAGUGAUGUGGAAUACUAAUUCUGGUCUGACAGAUACUCAUCCUUACCAAUCAAACCCAUCGUCUUGGGUUUUCAUGAAAAGUGGCAUUAACUUUUGGAGCAAAGAUCAUCGCCAAGUUUUCUUAAUUGGAAAUCCAUUAACAUGGUGGUCCUCUGCAUUUGCAUUAAUCGUAUUUGUUUUUGCAAAAUCAAUUAUGCUCUUGAGAGCCAAAAGAGGUUAUAAAGAUAAUAAUGCAAUAAAAGAGCAUUUUGAAUCCAACGCAGGCUUCUUCUUCAUUGGAUGGUGUUGUCAUUAUUUUCCAUUCUUUUUAAUGAAGCGACAACUUUUUCUGCAUCAUUAUUUUCCAGCAUUAUAUUAUGCAAUCUUACUUAUUGGCAUAGGAUUUGAUUUAGUUACAAUUCGAUUAAAGACAAGAAAUCGUUAUAUAGUGGCCGUAAUGUUUUUAUUUGUAGCAAUAUAUGUAUUUUCAUUAUUUUCACCGUUGACAUAUAGUAAUCCAUGGACAAAAAAAGAAUGUCACGGAGUUAAAUGGUUAAACACUUGGGAUUUUGAUUGCAAGCAUAAUUUUGAUUCUUACGAACAAUUUUAUAAGGAGAGUUCAGAAACAUUAUCUGUUUCGAAAACCGAUGAUGGUUCUUUACCACUUGAUAUUAGUAGUAAUGAACUACCCGCAGAAAUAUUAACAAAAGAAAAUGAAAUAGAACAAAAGAUGAAUGAUACUAUUGUAAACAAUAAUGAUGUUCCUGUAGAUCUUGUAGAAACACAUAAUGAAAAAGUUAGAGUAGAUGAUGAUGGAGAAAGAGCUAUUAAUAUUUAGUGUUGUAAUAAUUAUUAACAGAUUGAAUAUAUAUAUAUUACUUAAUAAUUUUUAAUUUACUAUUUUGAAUUACUUUAGAUUAUUUAUUUAUUCUACAUAUGAAAUAUAUUAUUUACCGCAACGGUUUAAUAUUUAAUAAAAAAAAUUAAUCACCUAUUUUUGUUUUAAGACAUU
Molecule: messenger RNA, 2708 nt
Organism: Rhizophagus irregularis DAOM 181602=DAOM 197198
Lineage: Eukaryota; Fungi; Glomeromycota; Glomeromycetes; Glomerales; Glomeraceae
Biological process (GO): protein O-linked glycosylation via mannose
Cellular component (GO): membrane; endoplasmic reticulum
Molecular function (GO): dolichyl-phosphate-mannose-protein mannosyltransferase activity
Source: RefSeq, a predicted model, not a curated record